Molecule: messenger RNA, 1050 nt
Organism: Serpula lacrymans var. lacrymans S7.9
Lineage: Eukaryota; Fungi; Basidiomycota; Agaricomycetes; Boletales; Serpulaceae
Exons: 2
Molecular function (GO): protein binding
Source: RefSeq, a predicted model, not a curated record
GAGCGAUGUCACUGAUAUCAACUAUGGAGUUCUCCCUUCAGGCAAUCGACUGGUGGCAAUUGGCGAAUUUGAUGUCACUAUCUGGGAUCCUGUUCUAUUGGAAUCACGACCGUCUCGCCACGUGACGUCCCUGAUCCUUUCCCCAACGUCUAGACAAUUCGCUGCUGCCUUCUCCGACGGCGUUGUAGAACUCUCUGAUUUAAACGGGAAUCCUCUGUCGUGUGCCGUGCUCCCUGGCGCCAGAUCGCCAUUCGCUUUUGCACCAAAUGGUGCACAACUUGUCUGUGCAUCACUAAACAACGACCUCCUUUGUUUUAACCUCGCCGAGCAAACCUUUGUGAAGCCAGCGUACUUGGGUCACAGUGGCCCUAUCACAGCACUCGCCUUUUCUGCUGAUCGCAUACAUCUGGUAACUGCUUCACAAGACAGCACAAUCCGUAUAUGGGAUGUCCAGUCUGAAAGUGAACAAUGCUCGCUACCCUGCAACUCAUCUGAUGUAGUCAAGUCGCUGGCUUUCUCCUCAGACAAGUCCCGUGUUUCCUAUCAAGUUGUCAGUGGCUACCAUAGCCUCUAUCAAACGCUUGAUGCAACCUCUGGCCAUAUCAUUGGCUACGUUGGUUAUCGUCCUUAUCGGGAUAUGCAGCACUGGGCAUCAUUCUCACCAGAAGGAAAACACAUUGUGUGUGUGUCGACCAAUGGCCACAGCUGUUUGCGUGAUGGCCAUACAGUGGACAUUAAGCACACCACUCCAGGCGUUACGAACACCGUUCAGCAAACAUUGAAGAGCUCUCUUGGUACAAUAACAAUACUCUGCCUAUCGUUCGAUGGAAAGUACAUUCUCAUUGGAACAGAAGACGGAUAUGUCAGUAUGUCAGAUAUAACACAAGGGGUACUAAUCUGGGAAGCAGCCGGGUACCACAACAUGAGGAACAUGGCAUUCUCUUCUCAUGAAGACAAAGUUGCCAUUAUCGUUGGUAAGUCUGACUCACCCACUCGCCAGGUCAAUUUCCUUGAAAGAUCGACUGGAAAAUUACUGUCAUGCUGUCAUGC